This is a messenger RNA of Colossoma macropomum (tambaqui), 1445 nucleotides long. RefSeq names its product transmembrane protein 187 (gene tmem187). The record is from RefSeq and is a predicted model, not a curated record. Gene Ontology annotation, cellular component: transport vesicle. NCBI's taxonomy places the organism in Eukaryota, Metazoa, Chordata, Actinopteri, Characiformes, Serrasalmidae. Bases 240 to 1001 code for a protein of 253 amino acids. The transcript has a single exon.
GUCAGAGGUGUGGUGAAAAACACAGAAGCAGGCUGUGUCCACUCCAGUUGUGCUGGUUUGAUCUGUACAAAUUAAGACAUGCAUUAUUGUGGCUCCUUGACUUCUCGACUGUACACAUAUUGAAGCCACAUCUGCGGGAGAAAGUGCGCGUUCCUGUCGCGCGCUUCCACGUGCAGCAUUCCCCUCUGCUUUCCAAACGCUGCUGGACUUCACUGCUUGCUGUUUAUGAAGCAGGUGGGAUGUCUGCGCUCGUGCACGUGCUCGUCCCGUUCCUGCUCUGCGUGGCUGUCGCCAACACGGGGGUCUUCGAUCAGGUGCCGGUGGACACAAGCUACGAGCACUACGCUGAGCGCGCGCUUCCGCAGCUUCCCGGCUUCCUCGCCAUGCCGUUCAACUGCCUCGUGAACGCGGGCUACGCGUUCGUGGGCAUCUACUGGCUGCGCGCUCCAGGGCUCGAGCACGAGCGCGCGCUCUGCUACGCCAAGGACGUGUUCGCGCUCAUGGCGCUGCUCUACGGGCCCGUGCAGUGGACGCGCCUGGCCACGCUGCGCCGCGCGCCCGCCGUCCUGGACCAGUGGUUUACGCUACCUAUCUUCGCGUGGGUGCCCGUUUGGUGUGGCGUGGUGGCGCGUGGCUGGUCCACCCCUCGCGCGCUCGCCAUCGAAGCCUGCUCGGUCCUCAGCUACGCGCUGGCGCUGCUGCACGAGCGAGGCUUCGAGCUCGCGCUCGCCGCCCACAUUGCCGCUGCCGUGCACGCGGCCGCCACCCUGCAGCGCGCGCACGGGGACUCCGCGUCGCUGCGCUUCUUCGCGCUCGCGGCGCUGGCGUGCGCGGGCUUCGUGCUGCUGAAGCUGCUGGACCACGAGCUGGCGCAGUGGUGGCCCUUCCAGCGCCUCACGGGUCACUUCUGGUCCAAAGUGUGCGACAUUCUGCAGUUUCACUACAGCUUCUGCUUCCUCACGGACAUUUCGCAGAGAACUGCGCACAAACGGACAUCAUGACCGCCGGCUGGACAGAGCAGCGGACAAAGCGCUGCUAUUGCGAAGACUCGAAUAAUCAGAAGAUUUGAUUAAAGAAAAGCGUGUACACACGGCUUGAACGUCACAGAGAUUAUUCAGUAAUGUAGUGAAUAAUAUUCAAAGUAGUGCUUCAAUGAAAUAAUUACUCGGGUGUCCCAAAAAAUUAAAUGAUUUCAAGUGUAUAUUGUUCUUGAACAACUGCAAAACAGGAUUAUUUUGUGGGGGAUUAUAAAUAGUAACUACCACAAGUGCUGCAACAGUCUGGCCCCGAAAAAGCCCAACCAAAAGCACAAGUUCUUCCCACCUUCAAGAUACGUCAUCAGAUAAGGGUUUUCCUGAUCUGGCCAGAGUGUCCCUUUAAGAAUGCAUGGGUAGAGCAGUCUGAACCCAACCAAAGUGCCAUGACUUCCACUUCAAGAAGCUAUA